AUGGUUUGCGAUGCCGCCAACGGACUGAGUCAUCUUCACGCCUCAGCAUGUCUGCACCGGGAUGUGGUUGUUUGUCAACACGUCGCACGUACCAUGUCAAAGUCGGCGACUUUGGGCUGGCACGACGGGGAUUCGUGGUGGACGGACGGGGGUCGCAUGUCGUCGGACCUCGUAACCACUAUCCCCCCGAGUCGCUCCAACCCCCCUUACCUGUCGCUCUACAAAGAGGCGUCCGACGUGUUUGCAUUUGGCGUGACCAUGUGGGAAACGUAUCAUGACGCCGUCGCCGUCCGGGUGUCAGACAUGCACAUUUCAACAAGCAACCUGGAGAUGGUGCGGCGAUGCUUUGCUGUCAACCCAGUCCCGACCAAGGCUGACCGCGCCAUGAAGCAGAUCCGCGAGUAG
Molecule: messenger RNA, 405 nt
Organism: Aphanomyces astaci
Lineage: Eukaryota; Oomycota; Saprolegniomycetes; Saprolegniales; Verrucalvaceae
Exons: 3
Coding region: 1-405 (134 amino acids)
Source: RefSeq, a predicted model, not a curated record